GGGUGUUUAAUGUUUAUGAAGGCAACAGUUAACCUAUUUUCAUGUGUUCCGGAAAACGAGAACAAAACAGAGGAGGCAAAGGCCGGUGGGGAUACUACAGCGUCCACAGUUACGGCAGCGACAGAGAAAGCGCCAGAAAACGAUAAGAAAGAUGUAGCCGCUGGUGUUAAAGAAAGCUCAGAAACUGAUGCAGUAACGGAGAAAAAAACCAGCACAGGUGCUGAUGACGAAGUUGACGAUAAGAAAGCGGAUAAGGCGGCUCCAACAACAGAGAAUGACGAUAAGAAUGCAAAAUCAGAAUCUGAAGCAGGUGAUAAAAAAGUAGACGAUAAAUCUUCAGCCGAUUCCGGUGACGAUAAAAAAUCCGUUCAAAAGGAUAAACUCACAACAAAUGAAGCUAAUGACACCAAGAAGGAUGACAAAGACGAUGUAACAGAUGGUGAAGAUAAGAAGACUGAUGGUAAGGAAAAAAAUGGCACAGCAACGGGUGGGGCUGACGGUGUCGCCACAGCGCCUGUUGCAGAUAAAAAGAAAGCCACCAAGGAACAAGGCAAAGAGAAGAACGAUAAGAAAGUUGAUAAAAAUAAGGAUGACAAGGAGGAGCAAGAGGAUGUGGCUGAUGAUAAUAAGGAAGUGGAUGAGGAAGAAGAAGGUGUAGCUCUAGCUGAAAUAGAUAGGAUUAAUGAUAAUAUAAAUAAGACGCGCGUCGAUGGAUUGCAAACAUUACACGAGUUUUGUUUCAAUACGAUUGGCAAAAAUAAUGUUGUAAAAAAGAAUUUACGCUCUUUUGCCGGUUUCGAGUUUGAGAAAGACUCCAGCGAUUAUAAGGAAAAAUUAGAUGCCAUUAAGAAAACCGAUGCUAAGGCACUUAAGGGUAUUUGUGAUAUAUUAGCAUUGGAACGCAAAGGCACCAAAGAAGAGAUUGCAAAUCGUGUGCUCAAAUUUCUUAUGGAACCAGAUGAAUCAUUAUGUGUUGAUGAAGCUGCUGAGGAAGAGGAAGAAGAUAUGGAAGACGAUGAAGAGGCAGCAGAAGAGGAAGAGGAGGAGGAGGUGAGCGCUGAAGAAGAACGUAAACGUAAGCCAAGUGGCCGCGCACCUGCACGAAAUUCAACAAGUGGUCGCCCAAGGCGUGCAACAGCAGGCAAAAAAAUGUCUGCGUAUGUUGACUUCUCCAGCUCAGAUGAAAGCGAACGUAAUACAGCGCCGCCUAAGCGAAAACGUCAGGAUGACUCCGAGUCAGGCUCAGAUUUUGCCAAUUAUGCUAUCUCAAAUCAGGUGCCGAAACGUAAACGCCCUGCACCUGGCAAACGUGGCCGACCUGCUGCUGCUACCGCUGCCAAUAAACGCGGUACACGUGGUCGCGGCGCCAAAGCGACUAAAUCGCGCAAACGCAAAGAAUCUGAAAGUGAGGAUGAAAUGUCUGAGGAUGAGGAGGAAGAAGAGGAGUUGUCCGACUUUGGCAGUGAUCAGAGUGAGGAGGAAGAGGAGUCAAAGAAAUUCAAGAAACCAUCAGCGCCUGUGAAAAACGCUAAAUCUAAUAAUAAAGCUAAAACGCCAGCUAAACCUGCUGGGCGACCGAAGAAAGCAAGCAAAAAGGAGGAAGAAGAAGAGUCAGACGAUGAGGAUGAGCCGUUAAACAAAAAGGGCAAGGCGGCAUUCCCCACGGAUGAGCAAAUACGCAAUUAUGUUAAAGAGAUCUUAGACAAAGCCAAUCUCGAGGAGAUCACAAUGAAAACGGUGUGCAAGCAAGUGUACGCAAAAUAUCCAGAUUUCGAUUUAACAGAUAAAAAAGAUUUCAUAAAAGCCACAGUUAAGGCGCUAAUUGCGGCAUAAAUUAAA
This is a messenger RNA of Ceratitis capitata (Mediterranean fruit fly), 1839 nucleotides long. RefSeq names its product eukaryotic translation initiation factor 5B (gene Dek). Gene Ontology annotation, biological process: chromatin organization; regulation of double-strand break repair. The coding region runs from base 10 to 1833 and encodes 607 amino acids. Gene Ontology annotation, molecular function: histone binding; DNA binding. The record is from RefSeq and is a predicted model, not a curated record. Gene Ontology annotation, cellular component: nucleus. NCBI's taxonomy places the organism in Eukaryota, Metazoa, Arthropoda, Insecta, Diptera, Tephritidae. The transcript has 11 exons.